AUGGAUACUGUUCCCGAUCAAGCCACUAGUAUAUGCCCUCACUGUGAUCGGGCUAUUCCUGCUGCAAACAUUGAUUUGCAUUCUGUUCAUUGCUUACGGAACCUUGAAAAGUGUAAGGUUUGUGGUGAUAUGGUGCCCAAACAACAUGCUGAGGAUCAUUACUUGAACACGCAUGCGCCGGUUGCAUGUUCAUUGUGCAGUGAAACAAUGGGGCGUGAUAUUUUAGAUAUCCAUAAAGGUGAAAAAUGCCCUCAAAGGAUUGUCACCUGUGAGUUCUGUGAGUUUCCAUUGCCAGCAAUUGAUCUGGCAGAGCAUCAGGAUGUAUGCGGGAAUCGAACAGAGAUGUGCCACCUUUGUAACAAAUAUGUUAGAUUACGUGAAAGAUACAUUCAUGAAGUUGAUUGCAACAGACUUGAAGCCAAUGCUGCAGGAUCUUCAAGGGACGAGAGGCCAGCUGAAAGAGAUGAAAGUGCUCCAAGAAGGCCGCAGAACGAAUUCUCAAAAAGUCGUCUUCUUAUCACAAUAGCAAUAACUGGUAUUGCUGUUAUACUUGGAUCAAUUUUUUAUCCGAGAAAGGUAGAGGACAGUAAUGUGCAUUAG
Messenger RNA from Vicia faba (fava bean), 600 nucleotides. NCBI's taxonomy places the organism in Eukaryota, Viridiplantae, Streptophyta, Magnoliopsida, Fabales, Fabaceae. The record is from the annotation of a GenBank genome assembly.